This is a messenger RNA of Acanthopagrus latus (yellowfin seabream), 7700 nucleotides long. RefSeq names its product potassium voltage-gated channel subfamily H member 7-like. Gene Ontology annotation, cellular component: membrane. The record is from RefSeq and is a predicted model, not a curated record. Lineage: Eukaryota; Metazoa; Chordata; Actinopteri; Spariformes; Sparidae. Bases 882 to 4535 code for a protein of 1217 amino acids. Gene Ontology annotation, biological process: membrane repolarization during action potential; potassium ion transmembrane transport. The transcript is spliced from 18 exons. Gene Ontology annotation, molecular function: inward rectifier potassium channel activity.
GUCAGAAGUGAUGUUUUAUUUGUGUGGUCGUGACUGCAUCAUAAGAUCAAAAAGUACAGUUAGGCAGAGAAAGUUAAAGCAAGCUAACUCUCUUAGGAUGACUUAACUUUACCCACAGUGAUAUAACGUUAAAUAGGACCGGACAUGACUGAUAUUUUCAUAAUUUGACUUCAUGCGUCAGAUGAAAUAAGCUAUGAAUUUGUCACUGUAAGCGUGCUCAUGACAGAACAGAGUCGUGAGCUCAGAGCGCUGUAACGCGUUACAGUAAUCUGUUACUCCGGAGCCCUGCCUCUACUAUCUCCGUCUGCCGCUUUGUCUACGCAUCCAUGUGGGCUCUUCCCCCUCGCUGUGUCGGUGCUGCGCCUCUCCCGGCUCCGCCAGCCUCUCUCAGCCAUUGGCCUCGGACACCAUCCGUCCCCCCCCCACCAACCCCCCUCCACAACAAUAGACCCCCACGCGCACACCCGCACGCACCGCAUCCACUCUCACGCGCCGCCACAGACGCGCACAGCGCUUUCGAGGAGCGACGGUGAAAUGUUGGUGAAACUGCGGCUUACCGACUCCUUUCUUUCCAGCUUCACAUCGGCGAGGAGCGCAGGGAAGCGUCUGCUGAGAUGCGCUCAACCGGGGACGCGUCGGAGUUGAAAUAAGGGAAACACGGGGGGGUCGGGGGAGGAAAAAAAAAAAAAAAAAACAGAAACAAGAGGGGGGAGAUUUUCGUGCGAGGAUGACUGACUGGUGACAAAGAAAACGGGGAGCCCCUUUGGCUUCGGUUGUCAUCACCCGCUAGAACUUGACGGAAGGCGUUUCGGGGGACCGGCUUGCUCUUCUCACUUGGACGGCCAAAGAUUUUUUGUCAUCAUAAUUUUUGGAGGGGAACCAUGCCUGUCCGGAGGGGUCAUGUUGCGCCACAAAACACAUUUUUGGGAGUAAUUAUUCGGAAAUUCGAGGGACAAAAUAAGAAAUUCAUCAUAGCCAAUGCCCGUGUGCAGAACUGCGCUAUCAUCUACUGUAAUGAUGGCUUCUGCGAGAUGACGGGCUUCUCCAGGCCGGACAUCAUGCAGAAGCCGUGCACUUGUGACUUCCUCCACGGCCAGUUCACCACCCGGCACGCGGUGGCCCAGGUGGCCCAGGCGCUGCUGGGCUCCGAGGAGCGCAAGGUGGAGAUCACCUACCACCGCAAAGAUGGUUCGGACUUCCUGUGCGCCACACAUAUCAUCCCAGUGAAGAACGAGGAGGGCGUGGUGAUGAUGUUCAUCCUUAACUUCGAUUACAUCCUGGACGAAGGCAGCAGUGACUCACUGGAGAGACUCAACCACACCUCACCAUCCAAAGCUGACCAAUGGAAAGGGAGAUUCUUUCGCUUCCGUUUCCCAGCCUUACCUCUCCUGGGCAUCAGUAAGCAGUCCCUGCCCCAGGAAGACCCCGACGCCGUCAUGGUAGACUCCCCUCGCCACAGUGACGGCUCGGUGGCCACACGCGACUACCAACUUCCCACCACCCGCGAGAGCUGCAGUCCCUCGUACGCCAACGACACCCGUGCCCUCAUCGGCCCUAGCCAUUGCUCCACCCCCGUGUCCGGGCCUUUAGACCACUCGUCGCCUAAGGGCCCCUGGGACCGGGUAUACCCGGACCAGGCUGUGGCCCAGACGCAGCACCAGAGCCAGGAGAACACACUCGUCGCAGCUCCUUCAAUCCCGGGCCUCACUCCAACCGCCUCCAGAGAGAGUGUGUGCAGUAUUCGCAGAGCCUCCUCCGUACAUGACAUGGAAGGCUAUGGGGCCAACUCCAAGAUGGUGUUCAGGGACAGACAUGCCAGUGAAGACAAUGGUCGCAAUAUUAAAGUAUCUCGCUCCUGGAUGGCUGGGGGGCCGCUCAGUCAGAUCAAAUCCAGCCUGCUCGGCUCCACCUCUGACUCGAACCUCAACAAGUACAGCACCAUCAACAAGAUCCCCCUCAUCACACUCAACUUCUCCGAGGCCAACAAUGAGAAGAAGUGCCCCUCCCCUCCGUCAUCUGAGAAAACCAUCAUCGCUCCAAAGGUCAAGGACCGCACGCACAAUGUCACCGACAAAGUCACGCAGGUUCUUUCUCUGGGUGCAGACGUGCUGCCUGAGUAUAAGCUCCAAACACCGCGAAUGGACAAGUGGACCAUCCUCCAUUACAGCCCCUUCAAAGCAGUGUGGGACUGGCUCAUCCUGCUGCUGGUCAUCUACACGGCCAUUUUCACCCCCUACUCUGCUGCCUUCCUCCUCAACGACAUCGAGGAGCAGAGGAGGCGGGAGUGCGGCUACUCCUGCUCCCCCCUCAACGUGGUGGACCUCAUCGUGGACAUUAUGUUCAUUGUGGACAUCCUCAUAAACUUCAGGACCACGUACGUCAACGCCAACGAGGAGGUGGUCAGCCACCCAGGCAAGAUCGCCAUCCACUACUUUAAAGGCUGGUUCCUCAUAGACAUGGUGGCCGCCAUCCCGUUUGACCUGCUCAUCUUUGGCUCAGGAUCAGAUGAGACCACCACUCUGAUUGGCCUGUUAAAGACAGCCCGUCUCCUACGGCUGGUACGAGUCGCCCGUAAGCUGGACCGCUAUUCAGAGUACGGUGCUGCCGUCCUCAUGCUGCUUAUGUGCAUUUUUGCCCUCAUCGCCCACUGGCUGGCCUGCAUCUGGUACGCCAUUGGCAACGUGGAGAAGCCUUACCUGGAGCAUAAGAUUGGCUGGCUGGACAACCUGGGCGUAUCGAUAGGGAAAAAGUACAACUACAGUGACCCCAGCUCAGGCCCCUCCAUCAAAGAUAAGUACGUCACGGCGCUGUACUUCACCUUCAGCAGUCUGACCAGUGUGGGCUUUGGGAACGUCUCCCCCAACACCAACUCAGAGAAGAUUUUCUCCAUCUGUGUCAUGCUCAUUGGAUCUCUAAUGUACGCCAGCAUCUUUGGGAACGUGUCCGCCAUCAUCCAGAGGUUGUAUUCAGGUACGGCCAGGUAUCACCUCCAGAUGCUACGGGUCAAAGAGUUCAUCCGCUUUCACCAGAUCCCGAACCCGCUGAGGCAGCGGCUGGAGGAGUACUUCCAACACGCCUGGACGUACACCAAUGGCAUCGACAUGAACAUGGUCCUGAAGGGUUUUCCAGAGUGCCUGCAGGCGGAUAUCUGCCUCCACCUCAACAAGAACCUCCUCCAGGGCUGUAAGGCGUUUCGCGGGGCCACCAAGGGCUGCCUCCGGGCCCUGGCCAUGAGGUUCAAGACCACCCAUGCGCCCCCUGGAGACACCUUGGUCCACAGCGGGGACGUGCUUACUGCUCUCUACUUUGUGUCUCGCGGCUCCAUCGAGAUCCUCAAAGAUGACGUUGUAGUGGCCAUCCUGGGCAAGAACGACAUUUUUGGCGAGUUGAUCCAUGUCUUUUCCAAGCCCGGGAAAUCCUGCGCAGACGUGCGGGCGCUGAGCUACUGCGACCUCCACACCAUUCAGAGGGAGGAGAUCCUGGAGGUGCUGGACAUGUAUCCAGAGUUCGCCGACCACUUCCUCACCAACUUGGAGCUGACCUUUGACCUCCGUGAUGAAAACCGCAAGAUGAGCACCCAAGCAACUGAUUCCAAUGUGGACGAAAUCAAGUGUCCAAGACGAGUGUCCUACAGAAGGAAAUCCUCCACAGGCUGCUCCCACAACAAGGAGCAAGUAGCCUCCUACUGCAACACCAAGAUGUACGCCUCCUCAGCCGCCCAGGAGAGGAGAGAGUCCGCCGAGGACGGCGAAGACGAGGAGGAGGAUGAGGACGAGGAAGGCAGGGAGGAGGAGGAGGAGCAGAGGCCCUUGUGUUCUGGCGUGUUGGGCUACCCGGUGGUGAGGGACCACACCCUGGGGCUCGGGCUGAGCGGCGCUGCAGACGCACAGGCUGGAGACAACACACAGAGCCAGACAUAUAAAGAGCACCAAUCAGAGGAGUGGGUGCGUCAGCGUCCCAAUGAGGUUGCGGAGGAGUUGGCCCAGUGUCAGGAGACACCGGCCAGGGAGGAUGACAGCGACACGGAUCUCACCUACGGAGAGGUGGAGCAACGGCUGGACCUGCUGCAGCAGCACCUCAACAGACUGGAGUCCCAGAUGACGUCAGACAUCCAGGCCAUACUGCAGCUCCUCCAGAGGCAAACCACGGCCGGUCCCCCCGCCUACAGCACCGUCACCUCCAGCCCCGAGUACCAGAGGCCGGCCAUCAGAGUCCAGCCAGUGCCUGCAGUCCAGACAGAUCUCAGCCUCGCUCCCGCUCCGCCUCAGCCACAGAGCCCCGGCCCAGAAAAGGCCCAGAACAAUUCCAAAGAAACCUCCCCGGUCCUCCUUCACACAGAGACUCUUCCAGACGGGAACUUCGCCGCCACACACACAGAGCAGAGACACACACACAACAACAGCGCGGACUCUCUAGAGCAGCAGCCUCCGAGGUUCCCCUCGGGCCGACAAGCCUCUCUACCUGACGUCCCCAGCAGCUCAGGAACGUUGGGACUCCACAGGCCAGUUUCUGACCCGGGGCUUCCAGGAAAGUAGACUGCCGGUCUUCUCUCAAAGCUUGACUCAGGGUCUAAGAAAGAGACUGAAUAUGCAAAGGAAACAAACUGUAGACUUUUCUUCCAUUCCUUUUGGGAAAAUUCUGCCCUGUCCUUCCAACUCUCUGUUGUAUAAAGUCCAUUUAUACAGAGGUAUUUAUACACUAUAUUACUAAACAUAUGUAGAGUCAUCAUCUACCGUGUACAUACUCCAAUAGAACACUGCCAGCAACACGAGGCACCUGAUGUGCUUUUUCUAAAGAGAGAUAUGCAUGUUUCUGUUUCUCAUGGUUCCUUUUAGUUUCUGGUGCAUGUUCCUCACACACACUGCAAACUCACCGGGCAAUCAGGUGUGAUCUUGGCAUGCUUACAGACUACUGUAGCUAUCAAGUCUCAUUUUGUACGACUCUCCCCCUCUCCGUGGGGACAAAAAGCUACUUGAAACUCCCUCCGAGGCAUUUCUGUACUCCACACCGCAGCUUUGAAGCUCAUCUUUUAUCUGCAGCUCCGAAACGGUCGGCGACAAUGGAGGUCUGUCUGUAUAUUUAGCGUGCCUACUGUACACAACAUUGCCACAAAAUCACUUCUUAUUCAGCUCAAAGUCCAGACCGCAGUGGAACAAUAAUGUGUGUCGACAUCCCAUAGCACAACAAGACUCUUGUCAGUCUUUGAGAGCAAUAAUGAUGAAACGAACUGACUUUAAUACGCUCUGGUGGCUAUUUUAUACAAACCAGAGCAAAGAGGAAAAAAAAAAACAAACAGCAUUUUAUGUUGUGAAUUUAUUUGUUAGGAUCCGUCUCAAACAUCAGGGCGAUUCAGUGGGUCACUGUAAAUGUUCAACACAACAAACUGAAUGCUUAAAUUGUGGAUUUUAGUAGAUUUAAAAACAUAGAACCACCUUAUAACCACCUGCAUCGUGUCAAUAUUACGUAAGCUUGGUUGUGGGGUGUUUGCAGUCACAGUCAAGAUGAGUAAUGGACAUUAACGCCAUGGCAGUUUGGAGAUUUUAAUGACUUCUACUAAUACCGUUACAUCAUCUGUAUCGGCCAGUAAAAGCUUUUCAAAUCAAACAUCAUCUGCUGUGAGACUUGUGAUCGUCUUAGCUUACCGCCCGUCCUUUUUGCAGUCAGCAUUGCCCACUCUCCUCACUACAGCACCUCAUGAACAUGGAGCGGUAACCUCCAGACAUGGCAGCAAACAGGAUUCUGCUCUCACCGCGUGUCUCCUGUAGAUGUUAUUUUUAAAAACCUUUCAAUUACAUGUUUUUUUUCUCAGCAACUAGUUACUUCCCAACAUCCACCAAAACACAGCUCUGCAAGUCACUUCAUGUAUAUUUUUGACCCACCUUGUAGAAGUACAUUCCUCGAUCAUUCUGUCACAGAAAAAGAAAGGUUGUAGAAAUGAUUAAAAACCCCAAUUUGCCCUGAUUUAAUGUCCUCUACAAGUGUUUAUGUAAAUGACUGCAACCGUCAGACAGGAAGUGACGUCCUGAAUCUUCUUCACAGCCAGAGGGGAACUCUUUGACUAUCGCGUGAUAGUUUUUGGUUGCAUGCUUUAGGUCUUCCAUUAUCCUCUUUAACAAGUACAAUUUAAUCAUCACUAACGACGCAUCUUCAGAAAAAACAUAAAACAUAAAAACAAAAAAAAAAGUUCAUGUUUGGGGCCGAGGACGCAGCUCAGCCUUCAAUAGCCUUAGCUUUAUAAGCCUGCUCUAGCCUUUACAGACAACAUGGAUCCAAUGCAACAGACAACCUGCUUCUCCACCAUCACACGUGUAAAUGUACUGAACCUGAACGUUUUUAGGCUGAACUGCAUGACGAAAAAUUAGCCAUUUUAGAUUCCUUAACUACACGAAUUUCCCACACGAGCUCAUGUAUUGCAUGGAGACUGCACUCGAACUUAAUUAUUGAAAAGGUCUCAAUCAGCUGUGUGUUACAUGUAUCGACGCAUAAGGUCCAGCACAUAAAACUCCACCAGAGAUUUAGUAAGAACGGUUAGACCUAUUUUUCUAAAACAAAGUAUUUAAUUUGCCAUUAUUUUUCUAUGUGACUUGUUUUUUUUUUUUUAAAACAGCCCCUGGUGUUAGUUAGAACGGUGUGGACUGCUGGCGGGAUGAUGAAAGUGAUGAAUGCACUGCAGAGCCUCUCAAUGUAGCAGCAAGACGCCAGCGACGGGCGACACUUUGAGCUUUGCGCUGUUGAAAUAGUUUGUCUCGAGUUGAUAUUGCACAUUGAUUUUCAUGUUCCUCCAUUUUUCUGUCUGAACUUAUUCAACUCCUUACUGUCACAUGAAGUCCAAUGGAAACCUCCUCACCCCCCGGUAAUAACGUCAAACGCUCAUGUUCCUACACUUCGAGAGGAGCCCAAGUGAAGAGGUGACGGCAGGAUUGAGACGGACUACACAGAUGUUUCCAGCAGAACGCGGGGUGUUUUCUUUGAUAAGCUUUCUUUCCAGAGCACAGAUGUAGAACAAAAGUUGCUGAGGCCUAACUCGACACGUCCAACGUCCUGAAAAGAGUCGUCCACUGAACUUUCAUGGGAUUUGCAAACUUUUGCACAGAGAUUAGAAAAACUUGCUGUACUGGAUAUAAAUGUCACUUUUUAAAUCUAGUGCUGUUCACAAUUGUUUUUAUGCAUUUUUUAAAUGUUUGCCACUGUAUUUUAUACAAUGCAACACUUAACAGCUAAUUUGAAUGUUUCCGUUCUUAACUAUAUUUAAAGAAAAUAAAUAUAUUGUGUAAAUAGACUGGGGAAAAAAAUGCGCAAUUGUAUAAAUUAAUAAACAGAAUGCAUACUGAUUAAAAAGUGUUUAUUGUGAGUAACAAAAUAUGACUUUUACUACAACAAUGUGUCAUGCAGAGCUGACUUUUUACAUGAAAAUCUGAACAGAAUGUUUACAGCAUUUGUAGCUAUAUAACAAUAAUAGUUUCAUAUCUCAGUAUUAUUAAUAACAGGUGUCACUGUGGAUUUAACACAGUCACUUUGGCUUGUUAUGAAGCUAAACUACAUCUAUGAUCUACUGUUCUUUUAUAAAAUAAGUGCACAGAAUAUCAAACAUGACAAAUCAUAAGUCAUGAUGCUUCCAUUACUGUAAAGUUAUACUUUUAAUAUAUUAGAACAUACAUUCGGAGAUUAUAAUGGCACAAUAGGUAAACAGGAUCCUUAUA